Messenger RNA from Siniperca chuatsi (mandarin fish), 11297 nucleotides. It is a transcript of the gene zc3h12b, whose product is annotated as zinc finger CCCH-type containing 12B. The transcript has 6 exons. The record is from RefSeq and is a predicted model, not a curated record. Bases 844 to 3384 code for a protein of 846 amino acids. Gene Ontology annotation, cellular component: cytoplasmic ribonucleoprotein granule; nucleus. Gene Ontology annotation, molecular function: metal ion binding; RNA endonuclease activity; mRNA binding. Lineage: Eukaryota; Metazoa; Chordata; Actinopteri; Centrarchiformes; Sinipercidae.
ACCUGAGGAGACCGUGUACAUGGAAGCCCCCAGUCUGGUUUGAAUCCAGGACUGUCUUGCUGAGAGUCGACACAAAGCUGCUGUGCUGCCCCAUGACCGCAAACAAUUCAAAUCACUGAGACCUGUCUUGUGUAUGCAUGUAUUUCAUAUAGAUUGUUUUAAAAACACAUGACUUCUCUAAUGAGUUUGGAGCAAGUCACUCAAUGUGCAAUGAGAACAGGUUUAGCUAUUGUGGGCUAAAAGUAUAAAAUAAAAGUAGUCAAUACUACAUUUCAUUAGAAUUUACAUCACAAUUUGAGUUCAUAAUAAAGUUAUUCAUAUCUCAUGUACCCUACUAAGAAUCUAUGACAUGUCCAUCCUUGCUUGUUUGCAAGGCUCCAUGUUCUGGGAAAUGUCCCUUAUUUUCAGAAGGCAGCAUUCACACAGGUAUGGGAUAAUGAGUUCUGAAACUAUCGUUACAAGCCACAAAGAAAGCAUCAUAAAAGCCCUGCGUUGAUGAAACGUCUGAUUAAGUGGCGGGGAGCAGAAAUCAAGUUUGUAACGGUGUUCUGAACCCGGUGUCUCCUCACAGCUUAGGUUACUUGUUUCCCUCGCGUUAUCUGGCAACCUUGACCAAACUGCGACAGCGCCAAUGGCAGCAAAACAUAACUGUUACAGGCGAAGAGGAUGACAGCAAUAAGGAUUUAAUAGUUUGAUUUUGCCUGCCGACAUAGGGGAGACCGUGUUACUUUGGCUCUACACAAAGAGCCUGUAGCGCUUAAGUCCAGCAUUGAGUAUGAUUCCCUGGUUGCGGUGGAGGUGAGGAAGCAUGGGGUGCAAAACUGAGGUGUCAAGACGAACGUGAUGACAGUAUGGUCGAUGGUGGAGAAGCUCAAAAUGGAAAAACGCCCAUUGAGGGAGGAGAACAUUGACUCAAGCGAGGCCCAGCAUGCCACUGACGAUUCAGAGGAUGGAAGCAGCUCAGAAAGCGAAUCAGAAGAGCAGCAAUGCCACAGGGUUCAGGUGAACAGCAGUAGGUGUAAGAAGAGGGAGCCUUUGGUUGUAACAAAACCCCACCGACAGCUCUGUCGCUCUCCAUGCCUUGACCGGCCCAGUUUUUCCCAGAGUAGCACUGCGCAAGAUUUUCGUGAGGAUGAGACCAGCGCGGGAUUAGGGAUCAAGCAUGCCAGUGAUAGGGAGUACCAGACUAAGAUGGAAUUUGCGUUGAAGUUGGGCUAUUCGGGAGAGCAGGUGGAGACAGUGCUCAACAAGUUGGGGGCUGCUGCACUUAUUAACGAUGUUCUUGCUGAGUUAGUAAGGCUUGGAAACAAAGUAGAGCCUGAAAUUCAACCUUGCAGCAGUACGGCCACAUCAAUAUCACGGUCCCCAUGUGUUAAAGAGACUGUUAGUCCAGAGGUGUCAGUGGAAGAUGACUCUGUGGAUACCUAUGAUAACCUCAGGCCCAUCGUUAUUGAUGGCUCAAAUGUGGCAAUGAGCCAUGGAAACAAAGAGGUAUUCUCUUGCCGUGGUAUCCAACUUGCUGUUGAAUGGUUCUUGGAGAAAGGACACAAAGACAUCACUGUGUUUGUCCCAGCGUGGAGAAAGGAACAGUCGAGGCCUGAUGCCCUCAUCACAGAUCAAGAAAUAUUACGCAAGCUGGAAAAAGAAAAGAUCCUUGUUUUCACCCCAUCUCGGAGAGUUCAAGGCAGGAGAGUGGUGUGCUAUGAUGAUCGCUUCAUAGUGAAGCUGGCUUAUGAUUCUGAUGGAAUUAUUGUGUCAAAUGACAACUACAGAGACUUGCAAAAUGAGAAGCCAGAGUGGAAGAAGUUCAUAGAAGAGCGUCUUCUAAUGUACUCAUUUGUCAAUGACAAGUUUAUGCCGCCUGAUGAUCCAUUGGGAAGACAUGGUCCAAGCUUAGAAAAUUUCCUCCGCAAGCGUCCUGUUGUUCCCGAGCACAAAAAACAACCUUGCCCCUAUGGGAAAAAGUGCACGUAUGGACAUAAGUGCAAGUACUAUCAUCCAGAGCGUGUCAACCAGCCACAGCGGUCAGUGGCUGAUGAACUACGGGCCUUUGCCAAAUUGUCUGCAGUGAAGACGAUGAGUGAAGGAGCUUUAGCUAAAUGCGGUACUGGUCCAGCAACUAUAAAGGGGGACAGCAACUCUGAGGCCAAACGUGUGGCACCCAAACGUCAAUCUGACCCCAGUAUUCGCUCUGUGGCCUGUGAACCUCCAGAGGCACUGUCCGUUAUUAGGAAGUCUGAGACAAAUUCAGUGCCUUCCCUUGUGUCUGCUCUCAGUGUGCCCACCAUGCAGCCUGCCAAGAGCCACGCAGCUGGGGCCUUGAACACACGAUCAGCCAGCAGCCCAGUGCCAGGUUCUUUGCAGUUCGCACACAGUUCUCUGGAGCACAUGUCUAGUGUACAGUACCCUCCUAUAUUAGUUACUAAUAGUCAUGGCGCCUCUGUUACAUACAGUGAACAGUUCCCAAAGUAUGACUCAGUUAGCGACCAUGGAUAUUAUUCACUGCACAGUGAUUUUUCAAAUAUGAGCAUGAGCAGCAUGCAUAAUGUCGACAGUUUCUGUAGCAUGGAGCACGAGCAUGGUGUGUAUCAGAGAAAUCCCAACCACUGCCCUGAAUCCUGCCUCAGCCAUUCAAACAGUGACUCGUUCUCCUCUUAUGGGGACCUGUACCCAAGCUCUGUGGACAGUAGCUUAGAGGAGAGCAUGAAGGGGCAGCAGCAGUCUCCUGCACAGGGUAGGAUGCAAACUUUCUCCCAUGGGUUUCGUCAUGAAGCACUGACUAGGGUACAGAGUUAUGGACCAGAGGAACCCAAGCAGGGCCCCCGUAAGCAGUCUGGAUCUCAUCUAGCACCACAUAUCCAGCAUGUUGCUGUGGGAGCGAGGUCCAGCUGUCCUGGAGACUAUCCCCUAACGCAGAAUGUCCUCCCACCUUUAUCCUCACAGCCCACGAGGUCUCUUGGUAUGACUCGUAUGGACAGCAUAUCAGAUUCAAGGCUAUAUGAUAGCAACCCAAUGAGACAGAGGCGACCUCCACUGUGCCGUGAGCAGCAUGCAAGCUGGGACCCUCUGCCUUGUGGUAAUGAGUCCUAUGGAUAUCAUUCAUAUCCACUGAGUAACAGCCUGAUGCCGUGUUGCGAGCGGGUGAUGGUCCGCAGCAUGCCAGACAAAAUGGAACAAAUCUGGAACUCACCAUGGGAGAUGCCAUCUGCAGUUGAACAUCAAGAGCGGUAUGUCAUCCCAGACCACCAGUAUCAAACAUAUCGGAACCUUUGUAACAUCUUUCCUGCUUACGUAGUCCACUCAGUAAUGGAGAAGAACCCUCAUUUGACAGAUCCACAACAACUUGCGGCUGUCAUUGUUACAAAACUGAGGUCAUGCCAUUGAGCAGUUAAUCUUAUUAAACAUUCAAAAGUGAUGUGAUAAGGGAAAUACGGAUUUUGAUUGCAAGAUAGGCACUUGUUAAAUGUUGCUGCAUGUGCAACAUCUGCCCUCAGGAGUUUUUUAAAAAUGUCUCGGGUGUGAAAUCUGGCAAUCAGAUUUUACAUCACUAAGAUGACAUAGAAGUAAUCAGCAUAGAGGAAGUUUGUCUAUUAAGUCUAUCUCAAAUUGUAAGAUGUUUCACAUAGGAAAGCUAAGUUUUUAUAUGAAGUGUGGUGCAGCUGAUAUGAGGUAACACCUUAUUAGAAAUCUGGUUAAUUCAACACAUUCAUACUACCUGAGCAGGAGCUGCAUAGCAGCUUUGUACCAUAUCAGUGAUUAACUGAACCUUUGUUCAACAUCUUCAAAAUAUAUAUAGAAUAGUCUGCUAACAUUUGGCAGGACUGUUGUACGUCCCUUAGAUCAAUUCUGAAUGUGUUCCUGUUGAUUUAAUUGAUACAUGUUGUAUAAAAAUUAUAUAUGGCUUCCCAAAGUGUUCAGUAUUAAAUAAAUAAAUAAUUAUGAAAUAAAUGAUCACAGGAAUAAAUUGUGUAAAAUAUAUAAACAAAACAAUCAUUUUUGAAAUAAUUGAAGAAGUACUUCAAACUCAACUCACUCACUUAUUUUUUUAAAGUUUUUAUAGGAGUUCAUAUGGGACUGUAUGGCACUUGGCUUGUGGUGCUCAAAGCACCAAAAAAACACAUUUGAAAAACUCAACAGCAAUGUCUCCUUCCAGAAAUCAUGACCCGGUCACUCAAGAUAAUCCACAGAUUUGUUGUGAGCAGUUUCAUGUAGGAACUAUCGGUAGAAAAUAACAGUCCAUUAUUUUCUAUAACUUUAAUUGCACACAUUUUACAGUAUUUUAUGAUUGCUUUUUCAAGUUUCAAUGUGAAAAACUCACAAAGAGCCAAACUGACUUGCUAAACUCUUACCUUUUUAAAUACAAAAUGCUAAACAUGCAUACAAAAUUCAAACCUCUAAAUCACACGCUCAGUCCUCAGAAUACCCCAUACCGCCCAUUAUAUUCAGAAAAUGCAGACAUCUGUACGGCCGAUAUCUCCAAAACUCAGCAACUCACACCAAAAUAAUCUAGAUGGAUAAAUAGCACUACAGGUAGGAGUAAAAUAUAAAAUAUGUAUUUUAUUUGAUUUUAGGGUGAACUGUCCCUUUAACAUCUGCCACCAGAUUUAGCCAGUUAGCACCUGUUAGCUAGAGCAACAACGCAACAAUGUCUGAAUCUACCAUCUAGCUGCUACUGUAAAUAAGCACUGAAUAGUCGGGGGACUGAGUAUACAGGACCCUCAUGUAAGGAUGGCCCAGAAAGAUACUAGAGUGAAUAGCCAUGGAUGUGGGGAAUUUUGUGCUACGAUCCUUGGUAGCAUUAGCAGUCUUGUUAAGUAAGCCUUGAAAGCUGAAGAGGUUUAGUUACAGAGUCUGUGUACUGUGUUUACUUACUUAGCAGCAGUCUCUAAAUUGAUAACUUUGGCAUUGUUGUUGCGCUAGCUAACAGGUGUAAACUGCCUAAAUUUGGUAGCAGUUGUUGAGCUGUUGAGGUAAAAUGCUAUUAUGAAAUAAAAACAGACUUUUGAAUAAGGGAAUUUCUAUGAUGAAAUAAUAUUUCAUAAUGAGUUGAGUUUUAAUAUUUUCUUAAAUUAUUUUACAAAUUGUUGGUUCAUAUAUUUAAUCUAUAUAUUUUACAAAUACAUUUUUUGUAUGUAUUUUGUAAUGUAUUUUUUUAUUUAAUUAAUAUUGAUUACUUUGGGGUUCCAUAAUUAUGAUGGCCAGCUGGAUAACCAUCAUAAUUUGAACUAACCAUAAACUAAUCCUAACUAAUAUAGCUAGCUAGUGUAAUACUGAACGUUGUCCUUAUGUAAAUCAGUGGGAACUAAGUGAUCAAUUAACAGGUUAGCUACAUGGCAAUGCAGUCAAGAUAGGAAGUAAUAACUCAGCAACAUCUCCCACAUUUGCCUUAUUAAAUCUGACAUAAGAGUACAUACAUUUAUACACCAUGUAGCUUUUAUGAAGAUCUUGUUCAGGCCCUGUGAAUGUGUUAUGAAAGGCAUCUAAGUGUUUCUGGUGCAGUGGAACUAUAAAUAACCUUGCUUAGGUCUGCCUCUGCUGUAAAUAAUUCUUGUGACUUUUUUGUGCAUUUAUUUGAAGAUAAGUAAGAGGGAGGUAGGUACCUCACAGCAUGAACUAUGACAUUUAAUGGCCUUAUAUCUGAAUGACCUCACGCUUUAGUCAUUGUCUGAUUGGUUUCAAUGAAAGUCUUAGUCACUGAAGCCUCCUAUUUUCAAAUGUAAAGCACUAUCUCAGUAUCUAAAGAGAUAUAUUUUCUCAGCCUCACUUUACAAAGCUACUAUUUUGGUAGAAUUUGACAGUGCACAAAACAAGCCAAAAAAGAGAUUUGACUUGUAUACAUGUGCACAUAUCUAUGUACAUAUAAUCACACAAAAGCCAUUAUUUCAAAGUCAUUUAUAAGCUGCUAAAUAAUGCCAAAAAAAAGAUAGAAUUUAUAUAGUGUCAGUAUUCUAUAUAACUUUACAUUUUGGUUCACAGAAUUGAUUGGAUUAUAGUAUAAACUAAUAUAUGUGUUUGGAUAAUUUCCUAUUGUGUACUGUAUAGUUACCUUUCUGAUUUUAUUGGAUGCUACGUCCAGAAUUUUCCUAUUUAUAUAUUUGUCAAAUUUGUUGUGCUGAUUCUUUUCAAUGUAAAAAUAUUCAAAGUAUCUUUGUUUCAAACAGUAGCUCUAAUGGACUCCUUCAAGUUGUCAGUGGAGCAGUUUGUUUUCAGGGGCAGGUUCAUUUUGUUUCAAAGACUAAUUUUACAUGCACUUAAGUAGUCUGAUGAUUUCCAGCUUUUGUCAGUGACCUGAUGCAUGAAUGAAAAAUGAAGAACCUAGUUUCCUUUUAUCAGUUUAAGGCAUUAAGAGAAACUUGGUUUACCCAGGUAUCAUCACUGUGGCAGUAAUCUAGCAGGAAUAAAUUUAUGCCCAUGCAUCACUGCUUUUAGAGCAAUUACAUCCAAAGUCCAGUCUAUGCUGAACAAACCUAUUGAUUUUCCAUAUUAUAACUGUAAAUGGUUUAGUUUAUUAAAUGGGCGGAGUCUGUUUCCACAGAUGAACAGUAAAGAAGUUAAAUUUAAACACAUGCACACAGUAAACAAACGGUGGUUUUACAGAAAUCAGACUAUUUCAGUGCAUCUAAACGAGUUGUCCACUUUCAUGCCUUAACCUGAUUUCUGACAGUCAUCUGGUUUCUUAUGUGCAUGUAAACGAAGGAAAGCUUUGAGAACUCAUUUCACUGGGCUGUGAUGUGACUUGGAUAGGGACAAGUUGUAGAAAUGUACUAUUGCAGAUGGAAACAUUGUUUACGUUUGCACAAGGAAUUCUGAAACAGAGUGAAUAUUUACUUGAUGCAUUUGUCAGAUAAAAUGAUAAGAAUAUGACUGUAACAGUUAGGUCUGGGAGUGAGUUAAAUAUUGGACUCAUUUUGUGAUAUCUUGUAGAGUAUGAGGUUUCAAUAAUUGUAUAAAAAAUGAAGUGAAUGCUAGAAAGCAUGUUGAAGAUUAAAUUUACUGUAUGGCUUUUUAUGGGAGGCUGAAUUGCUCAAAUACAGAUGUACAGAACGCAUACAUGCAGCCAGUCUCCUAGGAUCAUGGAAGGGUUUGGCUGUGCCUUGCAGCACGUUGCUCUCAGGAUGCUUUCAAUUUUCUAAUUUUCAGUCUUGCCCUGCCAAAAACCAGUGGUUACUGGCAAGAGUCUACUCUGAUCUAGUAGUGAUAUAUUUUGUGAAAAUCCUACAUGUAACAUGUAGUACCUUUUAAGGUUAGUUAUGUACAGUUGAAACGUGGAGAUGGCAUUGCAAAACUUUGUACUUUUUGUGUAUAUCCUUGUUAUGCACCUUGAGAUUUAGAAAAUCGGGCUAAUAGGGUGGCUUUACUUGAUGCAGCUUUGAUGUCAGAUGAAGUGAUGUUUGUGUCCAUUAGGGUGUGUUCCCAUGCAGCCAAAGACAAAAAUGGGUGUUAAAAAACUGCUUAAAGACCAUUUGUUUGCAUAUGCUGAUUGUCAGGCAGUUUUUGAGCCAGUGAUCUUGAUUUGACCUUUAAAUUUUACCCAUGAGUUGCGGGCCUAAGGAUGCUAAUGUUGGAUGCUAAUCAUGACAUUUGGUAUGGCCCCCAGGUCAUUAGGUCAAACCUAUCACUUAUUCUCAAGAAAUAUUAACUAAUGGUGUAGAUUAGCAUCUGUUUUGCUAAGCACAUUCAUGCUCUCACGAGGAUUAACUUCCAUUGCCUUUUCCCUACUCCCACCCUCAGGACAAAGUGCUACAUUAAACAUUCAGCCUACAGUUGCAGUGAGGUUGUAACAUGUAAAGCCAACCCUAAUAGCAAGACCAUGCUUUGAGUUCAUUUAAAGGGAAAUGCCACUUAAUUUCAGGAUUCAGGUAUGGUACCCCUAUUAGAUUGCAUGGCUGAGCAUUACAAAUUUACAGUAUAGUAGCACAUGCCUGUGAAAGAGAGGAGUUUCCCCCCUAAUGUUUAAUAAUCAGAUUUGUGUUAAGACUCAUUGUGAGUCAAAUAAGUUUAUUGUUUUGGUGUUUUAUUAAUAAAUAAUAAAAAACAGGGAAGUGAUGUUGAGCUCAAACACAAAGUCCAGAAACUUGGGCUCCCAUUUGGAACAGCAUCAGACUAUGUUUUGAUGACAUCACAGACCCGAAUAUUUGUCCUUUUUGAUUUAGGAAAGUGUUCAUGAUUACAAAGAAAAAAUUGUAUGAAUUUUUAAACUAAGUGGUAUUACUCUUUAACAGGGCUAAUUAUGUGAGCCUGACUUUCUCAUUGGUGGUGCUUCAAAAAUCUAUAUUUCUUUAUAAUGUUUAGGUACAACAGUGGUAUAUGAACAGACAUAAAGAAAAAAAAAACAUUUGAAUGUGUUUUGCCCAAAUAAAUUUUGGGCUUUGCUGACUUUGUUUUUUCAUGAAAAAAGACGAGGCCACUUUAGGCCGGCUGUCUGUUCAUGAGAAGGUGAAACAAACUGCCUAAAUGUUUCUUCAUGUGAAACAAUCAGAUUGCAAGGCUGCUGUCAAGGUUGUUUCUGGCAUUUGGCCAAACGUUUGCGUGCCAUCCUUUUUCCUUGAGAUAGUCAUAGUUUCCAAGAGAAACGUGUUCUCAGUGCAAAAAGACUGAAGUACUGUAUGCUGUGAUAAAAGAAAAAACUCUCAAAUUUAAAACACCAACAUGGUUGCUGAUUGAGAGACCAAAUUAUGAUCACUAGUGUUUUGAUUUUAAUAUGCUAAUAUGAUAUCGCAAUAUGUUUCUUGGUGAUAGUGAGAUCCUUCUUGAACCUGAACAAUGGAAUAGUCAAUUGCCCUGAUGAACUCAGAGUACAUUUACUUAGGUGUGUUAAGGAAUUAGUAACUGUAAUGUAGGCCACAACACAAAUCUACCAAAAUGAAAAUGGUCAGGGUUCAUCAUAGUGAUUUGUAUUCAUUGUGGGAAUUAUCCUAGAAAUGUUACUUUGGGUAUUAACAGGUAAUCACACUGACUGAUGUUCACAGACAUCUGUAGCAGCUGAAGCAAGUUUCUGACAAAAUAAACGUAUACAGUAGACUACAUUAAUGUCAAAUCAAUUUAAUAUUGGAUAGAUCUCGUUAUAUUGUCCUUAAAACAGUUAGUUUAUGAUUUCAUAAAGAUGUGUACACAUUUAAUUUUAACUGCUGAUUUUGCUCACAAGCUUGUGUGUUACUAUUUCUGGCACCGUGCCACAUUGCUAGCACUUCUCUGUAAUUAGAUAAAAUGCACUCAUGGACAAUGUGGGCUUAGCAAGUAUUAGAGCAACUUCACAUUCAAAUCCCAGUGAUUGUUAAAUGUUUGUCCAUAAUGCUGAAAUAGUAUUGAUGGUAGCUGCCCUAAUCAUAAAGGUUAGACUCUGCUUUCACAGAUUCCGUCUGGACAUUUUCCCAUUUCCCAGCAUUAGCGAUAUUUCAUCUUUUGUCCCUGUUCCUAAGACCACUUCCAGAAAGAUUCUGUUUUCACUGGGCGAUAGACUACUUCCAGGCAACAAACAGAAACCUUGCAAUUGCUGCAAAAAACUUUCAAUGUACCAACCCAGUAUUUUACUGCUUUGCCAAAAGCUUACACUAAAGGCCAGAAUGGUGGUUCAUAGUCCCCACCCUCCCUUUGAAAGUGCCGCAAACAACUAAGCCACAAAUGUCUAGAAUUGACUUUUGCUUGUUGAUACAAAUUGUAUCUAUACCUUGAAUGUAACAAAAUAUGAAAUGUAUAAUAUGAAAAUAGUUUUAUUUAAAUAAAGGGGGAAAAAAUCAAUGCCAUAAUGUUUGUGACACUGUGUGUCACUGGGAGUAGCCCAUUGGUAUGUACUAAUUCUUACUGGGUACAGUAGUUAACUUACAGGGACAUUUACGUGCUACAUAAAAGUGCACAGAUACCCUGUGUACAGCAGUAAGCAUCAUGUCCUCUUUGUACAUAGUCACACGUGUGUGUGUAUAUAUAGAAAGCGAUUUGUAAAUGUAACAGUAACUUCAGUUGUUCAAAUACUUAGAUCAUUUCUGUGUUGUAACCUGUGCAUCUAUUUCCUCUGAAUUGACAUGUCUGCUUUAUGCUAUUUUAAUGGGAAUUUCAAUAUUUUUUUGAAUAUAUUUUGCCUAAUAAAACAUGCCAAAGUUAUUCUUCGGUGGCUUUGUCAAACAUAAUUUCUUGUGAUUCGAACACACGGGUUGUCAUGUAAUGAAUUCUGUAUUUCAGGGGACAAAGGAUUUCUUUUCAACACACUGUAAACUAAGAGUAACUUAACAUCAAAUGCAAAUCUGUGUCUAGCCUGACGGUUAAAAAAACGGUUAAAAGCAUAAUACAGAAAUUGCAAUCUGUCAUUGGCUGAUCUCUGGGUGCCAGAUGAUGUCACCACAUGCUGUCCAUAUGAUUGACAAGGAGCAGACGGCAGUAUCAGUAGCAUACUGACACUGAAGGCUAAAUUCAGUGCCAGUUUUUACUUGUGAUUUGUGUUUGAUGUUUAAUGCUCUUACAAGACACAGAUCCUUUUUAAAACAGGAAUUUAUUGGAGUGUUUAGCAGUUGAUUUAAUGACUAACCCUGUAUGUUGACAAAGCAGAGGUGUGUUCAAUUGUGAUUUAUUCUACUAUCGAAUUAUUCACCAAUUGUAAUUUUAUAAUUUUGGUAUCUGAGGCCAGUUUGCAUACUGUUGUUUGAAAUGAACAGUCUGUAGGUUUUAGCUGGCCCUAUGGGAAUUAGACUAGUGCUAUUUUCAAGAUACUGAUAUUGUCAAUAUAGUAUUAACUUAAGUUCAGAAUCAGUUGUUAAUGGCUAAGAUCAAGACCAAAGUGAUUUUUGAUGUGCACAUAUUACGUAUCUGUUAUGAUAAUUGGUUCAAACACACAUACACAAACAGUUGUGGUCAAGUAAUUGUGAACCCCUUGACGUAUUGCAGUUUCUGCUACCAUAUCAUUUAAAAAUCGAAUUGUUGGUGUACAAAAUGCCACGACAAGAGGUACACACAUUUGAACAUGACUGUAGAUAUAUACAGUGUAAUACUCAGGUUAAAUCACACAAACAUUUUAAAUCACAUACUUGGUUGUUUUCUAAUAUUAAGAAAUGGUCACAUUUCUGAAGUGGUGUAGGUUUCCUGUUUGAGCAGACCGUUGUGUCUGCAAUGUAAAAACGGAAAUGUAAAGCAGUGUUUUUUGUGUUGUGAUGAUCUGCAGUAUUGUAAUCCACACUGACUGGAAAGCAUUGCUUUUAUAGACCAAAAUAUACAAAAAUAGACUAUUUGGGUCUGUGGACUCAAACAAAAUGUAAGUCUUAAUGACAAAAUGUGUUUCUCCCCGUAAAUAAAGCAAAAUUCUGUUCAAA